This is a messenger RNA of Erpetoichthys calabaricus (reedfish), 1381 nucleotides long. RefSeq lists its product as uncharacterized. NCBI's taxonomy places the organism in Eukaryota, Metazoa, Chordata, Cladistia, Polypteriformes, Polypteridae. The record is from RefSeq and is a predicted model, not a curated record. Bases 244 to 939 code for a protein of 231 amino acids. The transcript has 2 exons.
CUCUUUUUCCGUUUCUUUGUUAACCACAAAUCUGGUGUACAAGGCUACACUGCUUGAGGAGGACCUAGAAGAAGAAGACGUGAAGUGGCAUAGCUCACCUAAUCCAGGACUUUUAAGAACAACAAUUUUCCAGCAGAUGAGGGGGUUACAAAGAGACAGAGACUAUCCAGGCAGCCCUGGGAGCAAGGCAGGAACCAAACACCAGCCUUUUGUUUUAUCCAAUACAAAUUCUCAUUCAAAACCAUGCAGAAAAAAUUAAAACACACAGAGAUAUCUUACACAUUGUCAGCAGAUGUAAGGUACAGGAAUCAAAAGGAGGAAGCACGACUACAAAUGAAGCUUGACCAUCUUAACUUUAGAUAUCGAGUUGUAAUGGCAAACCUCUACCAGGAAACAGCUACUAUAAUGAAAGAACAGGAAAAGUUGUUCCACCUAAGAGGUACAACUCACAAGGCCACAGUAGACAACACUAUGAAUGAAGUAAGGCGGAUAAAAAAAGAUCAGAACAACAGUGCUGACCUAUUGGAGUAUGACAGAUCAUCCUCUCCCAAAUCUGACUACAUGAUGGGUCAUCCUCGUGCAUGGUCAGGAUACAGUUUUAGAUCAAGAUUCAAACCCAAUUCUCGGUUAAGUAUGACAGAGCAAGCUAGCAGCUAUUCAACAGCCAAUGUCAGGCAACGGCCAAAAUCCACAAUCUCUCUACCAGGCAGAUCAGCCAUCAGCUGUCUGGAGGCUGACCUGCAGGUGCUCACAUGCAAGCAGUUGCAAAGUAUUGCCACUAUAGAUAAUAUUUUUAGGAAGGAAAUGACCAAGCAAAAAGAAAAUGAAGAAGAAGAAAAAAGGAAGAUGAGAUCAAUGAUGGAAAGCAGCUUAAAUCAACGAAUCACAGACUUCCUAAGCAAAUUAAAAAGUGGUGAGAGGAAAAGAGUUGAAUCAUAGGAGAAGACAACCUGAAACUGUCCACCAACAGACUGGUUAUGGCUACAACACAGUGUAACUGCCACGUACUAGGAAGUGAAAAAUACAUCUGUUAAGACAUUAAAUUAUUCCUUGUGCAUAUACUAAACCAAUAUUACAUUUUAGAACAUGCACUUAAUAAAUGAUUCAUCUGAACAAUUUUAUUAUUUUCAGGUAAUGUUUAAUUUUCAAGAAGAGUUUGAAAAUUCUAGUAAUUUUAUGCCAUCUGUAUUAACUAAAAACAGAAAAACUGUAUUUAGCAGAGACACCAAUACAGAAUGGCACAUGGUCACUGUCUUUUUUAUGUUGUUCUUCUCCUGAAAUACUAAGAUGUAUGAUAAUCAUCUUAUGCCCAUAACAACUGCAAUGCAUAAUAUUUCCUAUACAAAGACAUUUAAUUUUUACAAACCUGAUAGACAAGGAC